Echinostoma caproni is the source of this 288-nucleotide messenger RNA. NCBI's taxonomy places the organism in Eukaryota, Metazoa, Platyhelminthes, Trematoda, Plagiorchiida, Echinostomatidae. The record is from the annotation of a GenBank genome assembly.
AUGCGCUCAAACUUCCGCUUGGGUACACUCGUGCUUACCGUGUUCAUUUUGCAAUUCGCACUGGUUACCGCUGUGCCCGGUUGGGAAAAGUUGCGUCAAUGGUGGUUUGGCGAGCCACCCGUGAUCAGAUCAUUCGUGGUCGAUAAGGAACAAAAAAUCUUUCGCAAAGAUGGAAAACCGUUCCAAUACAUUUCCGGCAGUAUACACUACUUCCGAAUCCCGGUCGAAUAUUGGGACGAUCGAUUGGAAAAAAUGCGAGCGGCCGGUCUGGACGCGAUAGAAAUGUGA